Molecule: messenger RNA, 418 nt
Organism: Dibothriocephalus latus
Lineage: Eukaryota; Metazoa; Platyhelminthes; Cestoda; Diphyllobothriidea; Diphyllobothriidae
Source: the annotation of a GenBank genome assembly
AUGGACGAUGAGGAGUACACCUUCAACGCCCUGCAGGAACCCCUCUAUCGAGUGGAGACGGGCAACUACGAGUAUCGUCUGAUUCUACGCUGUCGUCAGGACGCUCGCACGCGUUUUGCCAAACUGCGCAAUGAUGUCCUCGUCAAGUUGGAAUUGUUGGACAAUAAACAUGUACAAGACACUGUCGUCCAGCUGCAACGCUUCGUCACAGCCCUCGCCACCUAUCACGAAAGCUGCUACGAGGUCAUGAAAUCCGCCGUUAUCUUCCCCCUUGAAAUGGACCUCUCGCGAGACGCCUUCGCCUACCGGUCGGAUGUACUCAGCACCGGGGAUUACGAGGAGGAUGAGGAAGAAGACGAUGACCAUGAUCAUGGGCCAGACGACCAUGAUGACAAAAUUCUUAGCGCGGCAGGAUCAC